AGGACACACAGUGUCACUUCUGGUUGACCAAUCAAACGCAGUCUUGUCUCUUAAGAGUGAAGAAAAGACCAAGAUUCUUUUCAUUUAGCCUGACAGUUUGAACACGAUGAGAUCUGCAGAGUUUGUUUUCUUUCUGACAUGUCUGUUAUUGGGACAGAAAAUGGCUCAGAUGACUGAUGUGAAAUUCUCCUCAUCGGUUCGUCAAGAGAGAAGUUUUGUAUCUGUUAAUACUGGGGACAACUUGACUUUGCAAUGUUUCUAUGACGGUGUUGUUGCAAGGCUUUACUGGUAUAAGCAAACUCUGGGACAGAAACCAAGAAUCAUCUCUACCUACUACAAGUAUGAAAGUAAUGGCACUUUUCAUGAUGAAUUGAAGAACAAUCCACGUUUUGCAUUGGAUACUGAAACUGGUAAAAAUCACUUGAAGAUCACAAAUUUGCGCAUCUCAGACUCAGCUACUUACUACUGCGCAAGCAGCUACUCAUCCAAGUUUGAAUUUGCAGAAGGAACUAUUGUCAAUGUAAAGGCUUCAGGUUUGAACAUCCAAGCUUUGGUCCAUCAGUCGGCAUCUGAGAGCUCUGUGACUCUGAACUGUACAGUACACACUGGGUCCUGUAAUGAUGGAAAUCACAGUGUUUACUGGUUCAAAAACUCUGAAGAAUCUCAACCAGGAAUCAUUUACACACAUGGAGGCAGGAAUGAUCAGUGUGAGAGGAACAGCAACACACAAACACACACCUGUGUCUACAACUUGCCAAUGAAGAGUCUGAAUCUUUCUCAUGCUGGGACCUACUACUGUGCUGUCGCCUCAUGUGGACAGAUACUGUUUGGAAACGGGACCAAGCUGGACGUUGAGCUAGACUCUCCUGUCGUGGUGUAUUUCUUGAGCGGAGCUUUGGUGUUCAUCACCAUCCUCAGUGUUUUACUGGCUUUCUCAGUGUACAAGAUGAAGAGAAACAGCUUCCAAUCUACAGAGUCUCAAGCAAGAAUUUCAGCUCCCUCUACAGUCAAUGCAAAGGGUUACAAAGCUGCAGAAAACCUGUAUUACGCUGCUUUAAGUGUGAAUCUGACCAACAGACGAAGAAGACAGAACCAAACCUGGAGUGAAUGUGUGUACUACAGCGUAAAGUAGUAGAACUGGACAUGUUUCAUUUGUACUUUGUGCAUAAGACAUUAUGUUGUAGAAUCUCUUUGAAGGUGUAACAUGGAUUUAGUUGUAAGUUUGAAAGAAAUAUGUUUUAUAGUUUCUUAAUUCUCUUGCUAUGCUGUAGUAUUUUUAGAAUAUUCUGUUUUUUGUGUGGUCUGAAUCAGAAUAUCUGCACAAUGUUACUUUGUUUUGUGCAAAUAAACUGUGUAUCUAAGUUCAUAUUUAG
Thunnus maccoyii (southern bluefin tuna) is the source of this 1373-nucleotide messenger RNA. RefSeq lists its product as uncharacterized. The record is from RefSeq and is a predicted model, not a curated record. Gene Ontology annotation, biological process: response to bacterium. The transcript is spliced from 5 exons. Lineage: Eukaryota; Metazoa; Chordata; Actinopteri; Scombriformes; Scombridae. The coding region runs from base 107 to 1132 and encodes 341 amino acids.